CUCGGUCAGGUGUUCGCCGCCCCCUGGUGUUCGGCAACCCGCCAGGCUGGCUGCAGGCAGAGCAACGCCACGGGAGGGCUGCUGGAGGGGGCGGUGGGAUCCCGGUGCACCAUGAGCCUCGGGCCCGGCCCCCUUUCCGGCCGAUAAAUGCUAAGCACGCUUCUCGCCAGUCCCCUCCCGGCCUCGGCUGCCAAGGCAGCAGCGGCCGGACUAGAAGACCGAGGACGGCGCAGGGCCACUUCUCCACCGACCCGCGCGGGGAAAGCAACUCCAGUCACCGCGCGUCUCCCGGGCUCCUAAGGAGUCGGGCCCCGGGCCGCCACCGCCAGCUCGGCCGCUGUCGCCGCCGCUGCCGCCAUCGCCUUGAUUCCCCCAUCCCCCGCCAUGGCCGAUGAGCUCUCUGCGGCCACGUCCUACACCGAAGAUGAUUUCUACUGCCCUGUCUGUCAGGAGGUGCUCAAAACGCCCGUGAGGACCGCGGCCUGUCAGCACGUUUUCUGUAGAAAAUGUUUCCUGACUGCAAUGAGAGAAAGCGGAAUACAUUGUCCCCUCUGUCGUGGAAAUGUGACUAGAAGAGAGAGAGCAUGUCCUGAACGGGCCUUAGACCUUGAAAAUAUCAUGAGGAAGUUUUCUGGUAGCUGCAGAUGCUGUGCAAAACAGAUUAAAUUCUAUCGCAUGAGACAUCAUUACAAAUCUUGUAAGAAGUAUCAAGAUGAAUAUGGUGUUUCCUCUGUCAUUCCAAACUUUCAGAUCUCUCAAGAUUCAGUAGGGAACAGUAAUAGGAGUGAAACAUCUACGUCUGAUAACACAGAAACUUAUCAAGAGAAUACAAGCUCUUCUGGGCAUCCUACCUUUAAGUGUCCCUUGUGUCAAGAAUCAAAUUUUACCAGGCAGCGUUUACUGGAUCACUGUAACAGUAAUCACUUAUUUCAGAUAGUUCCUGUGACGUGUCCUAUUUGUGUGUCUCUUCCUUGGGGAGAUCCUAGCCAGAUUACUAGAAAUUUCGUUAGUCAUCUAAAUCAGAGACAUCAGUUUGAUUAUGGAGAAUUUGUGAAUCUUCAGCUAGAUGAGGAAACCCAAUAUCAAACUGCUGUUGAGGAAUCUUUUCAAGUAAACAUCUGAAGGCUGUAGACAUCUCUGCAUCUUUGUGCCUGCAAGUGCCAUCUUUAAGGGGAAAACUACAUGAAGUCACCGUUUCAAUAACUUGAUGUGUGUAUUAAUAAAAGUAAUUCAGUCUUUUGAUUUAGUUUUUCAAUUAAAAAAUAAACGUGAACCAUCUAAACAGUGAAAGUUAGGACAUAUUCUUUAAAAAUAUUGAAAGGAUUAUAUUUCAUUAAUGGAAAAAAGGGAUUCCCUGUUGUACUUAACUUUUUUAUAUUAUACAUUGACUUUUUCCUUAUGUUGCUUUUGGAAUUUGGUGCAGUUCUCCCAUUGAUGUUCUUGUACACAGGUAACACCCAGUAGCACAUCCUGAAAGAUGUGAUUGAUAUAAACCUACCAAAUCUGAGCCAGUUAUCAGAGUUGCAGAAUGGAGACUUGAAGUGCUAAAUGAAACAAUCCAAAGGAAACUUUUUUAAUACAGAUUCUAGCUGAAGAAUUCAACUAUAAGAAAAUUGUAUUUAUAUAAUGUUUAGUAUUUUUGAAGACUAGUGAGAUUUCUUUAAUAAUUAUAACUCUUUAAAAAGUGAAAGUUCAUUGUAAAGAUAUUUCCUUUUUGCUCUAGAAGGAAAUAUUAAGAGAAAAAUUUCUUUGGUGGGCAGUUGGUCAUUUCAAAUCCUGUUUGGCUGACUAAUUUGUAAACCUAAAGUAUAUUAAGCUGAAGUACAGCUCUUUGGCCUCAGAGUUUUCAAUUGCCAGUAUUUCUCUUUAGCUAAGAUGAAACUUUCAUGAGAAACUUUCAGUUGGUGAUACCAUAUUCUACGUCUAUGAGGUUUGGCUUCAUCUCAGUUUAGAAAUUCAUUCAAAGCUAAAGAUGUAUAUGUAUAUAUGCAUACGCUUUUGUAUGUAUAUAUACACACAUAUGCAUGCAGUUUGUCAGGUUAUCUACAGAAUUUCUAUUAAGGUUUUUUAAAUAUACAAGCAAUAUGGGAUUGACGUAUUUAUCUGAUUUGAUUAAAAUUUUGUAUAUCACCCAACUUUUAAAAGGUAACAGUCAAAUGCUAAGUGGUCUAGUUGGCUACUAUUACACCUUAAAAUUGAAUUUACACACGUACAUAAUUACCUUGUUUAUAUGGUGCUCAUUUGUUAUUCUCAAAGAUAAUGCAUGACUAUGAAGUAAUGAGAUGGAUGCUACCAGCUAUUCUGUUUCACUACUUUUUAGUCAAAACUGGGUUUGUUCUUCAUAUUUAUUAAUGAGAAUCAUAAAAUAACUUGUACUAGAAGGCCUAAAUCACAGAAUGAAAGAUAAAGAGUGUUAUUAGUUGACAUUCCAUACUAACAUGCAUUGUUUAUGCUCUCUUUAAAAUAACUAAAAGAACAUAAAAGAAAAUCUCAGAAGUAGUUUGCUGCUAAUAUAUACAUAUAUUGUAUGAAAGGGUAUAUUUUGGUUUUGUUAAAACCCUUGUUGACUUUUCUACAGUGAACAUUUUUUUUAAACUUGAUUUAAUAAAAAUGUUAAUUUUGGAAGUGGAGUUUUGUAAAAACCUUUUUCAGUCAAACAGUAAUGACUAUGGGUAGUAAUAACAAUCACCAAAAAAAGCCAUACAUCUUAAUAACAUAUGCCUUUGUUCUGUCAUUCGAAAGAGUGAUGUUUACUAUGUGCUUGAACAUUUUCUCUGCAGUUACAAGAGUGUAAUUGGAAGAAUAGCUGUUUAAUGAACUCUUUUAAAAAGAUUUUUGACCAUAGGUUUUUCCAGUUUAAAGCAAUAACUUUAGUACUUUCUUUCAAAGUUAAUACUUCCAGUAUAUCAAGUUAAACCGUUCUGAGAUUUGAGAACUUCUUUAAAGGAAAAUUGUAAUAGAGAUCACCUUGAUGAAAUUGUGUUUUGAAGUUUGUGGAUUAGUUAAAAUAUCAAUAAUAGUCUUGUGUGUCUUUCCUAUAAGCAUUUUCAGAAGGAAAAUAUUGACUGCUAUUAUCUGGGAACUCCUCAGUAUGGAAAUGUUUGUUUGAAAUCUCACCUUUUGUCAGUGGAUUAGAAAUAGGGACAGGCUUUACAGAUUUACAGCUAAAAUUCAAGGAGGGAAACUCUAUUGAUACUCUGAUACCUUAAAUUUCACAAUACCACUUAUAUUUCCCUCAGCAAAUUACAGUUUAUGUUGUUAAACAGAGUCUUAUUUGAGAUGUAUUACUUUAUUUUUCAAUUAAAAGUGGUUUUCUCCUA
Molecule: messenger RNA, 3320 nt
Organism: Neofelis nebulosa (Clouded leopard)
Lineage: Eukaryota; Metazoa; Chordata; Mammalia; Carnivora; Felidae
Gene: RNF138
Product: ring finger protein 138
Exons: 8
Coding region: 385-1122 (245 amino acids)
Source: RefSeq, a predicted model, not a curated record